This is a messenger RNA of Lactuca virosa, 315 nucleotides long. Lineage: Eukaryota; Viridiplantae; Streptophyta; Magnoliopsida; Asterales; Asteraceae. The record is from the annotation of a GenBank genome assembly.
AUGGAGAAAGUUGUUGCUGAGGAAAAUGUUGUUGGUCCUAAGCCAGUUGUUAUUUUGCAGGAAUCAGAGCAUCUAAAUGUUGAAUUUGAUAAGGGUGAUGUGGGGCGAACGCCUCGUUUUUUGCGUUUUGGGUAUGUCGAGUCUCCAAUGGUUGGAGUUGGCGAGGUUAGGAAUUCUAGUGGUGCAGUGUUUGCUCCUUCCUGUGUUGUGUUUGCUAAGAAGAAAGAGCUAGAGGAGAAUGUGGCGAGUCUAGAACUUGGCAAGCUUGCUUUGGGUGUUGUGGUUGGUCAAUUGAAACAAGAAACGAAGGCUUGA